This is a messenger RNA of Parascedosporium putredinis, 576 nucleotides long. The record is from the annotation of a GenBank genome assembly. NCBI's taxonomy places the organism in Eukaryota, Fungi, Ascomycota, Sordariomycetes, Microascales, Microascaceae.
AUGGACGCGCAAGAACUUGCGCCGGGCUCGCUGAGCUGGCGCUUAAGCUCACACCCCAUUACGCUCCUUACGUUCCUCGGGUUCCGAAUUGCAAGCUUCCUAGUCUAUCUAUUAGGACUACUCAUUAUACAUAACAUGAUCAUGAUCUUCAUCAUAACCAUCCUCCUCCUCGCCGCCGACUUCUACUACACGAAAAACAUUGCCGGGCGGCGGCUCGUGGGUCUCAGGUGGUGGAACGAGGUGAGCCCGGAGUCGGGCGAGUCCAAGUGGGUGUUUGAGAGCAGCGAGCCUGGCACCAAGGUCAUCAACCCCACCGACAGUCGGUUCUUUUGGCUCGCCAUGUACGUGCAGCCUGUGAUCUGGAUCAUCAUGGCUAUUGUCGCCAUUUUCAGAUUCCAGUUCCUCUGGCUACCUCUUGUUGUCAUCGCGCUCGUCCUGACCAUCAUGAACUCCCUCGCCUUUUCGCGCGCCGACAAGUUCAGCCAGGCGUCCAACCUUGCCGGGUCCGCCUUCUCCACCGGCAAUAUAGCUGGGACGUUAGCUUCCAACGUGGUAGGGCGUUUCUUCGGGAGGUGA